GGCAAGGCACAGAGAUAAAAUGCGUGGAAGAUUACUUCACCCUCACCUGCUCCUCUGCCCGCUCAACAAAACAAAGCCAUGAUUUCUCUCACUGCUUCCGCUUCUCCAACGCUCCCUUCAAAAGCUCUCUCCUUGAAACCCUCCCUUACCCCGUUCCUUAUUUCCCUGCACAGAAUCCCCCUCCGCCGCCGCCGGGAAAGCGUCAAUCUGUUUAUCUANUUUGGUGUUGGAAAGUGCAAGGCAGAGCUGGUCAAGGACGCGCCUAUUGCAUUGGCAAUCGGCGCGUGCGUUCUCAGCUCGCUGGUGUUCCCUGCUUCUCCGUCACCGGACGAGGAUGAAUCGGACUCGGUCAUCGACUCGGCCGAUGCUAGGUUCGCUGUCAUGGGGAUUAUUAGCUUCAUCCCAUAUUUCAAUUGGCUGAGUUGGGUUUUCGCUUGGUUGGAUACAGGGAAGAAGAGAUAUGCUGUGUAUGCUAUUGUUUAUUUGGCUCCAUACUUGAGGUCGAAUCUGUCACUGUCACCUGAAGAUAGCUGGCUGCCCAUUGCGAGUAUUCUCUUGUGCAUUCUCCACAUUCAGCUUGAAGUCAGUAUUGAAAAUGGAGACAUCCAAGGAUUGCAGUUUUUUAGCGAGACUAGAAAGUAUAUAUCGUCACUAACUAGGAAGGCUGAUUCUUCGACAUUUGAAGAGGAGAUAACAAUGGAUGAUCAUAAAAAUCUGCCUUCAGCACAAUGGGGAGAUGAUAAACUCAAGUGGACAAUCCGUGGGAAGCCUUCUAAAGAUACAAUGAACUUGAAUAAUGGCAGCGAUGAUCAUACGAGAAAGACACGCUGAGUCAUAACUAGCUCGUACUCUGAAAGUUUUUGACUCACCAUUGCUAGAAUUCCAGAACACUUAAAAGUAUGCUUAUAUUACGUCCUGUCCGUGUUACAGUGUCUUUGUGUUUGAAAAUAUUCGUCAAAAAAUGGCUUCUUUUCGGGUUACUCGUGGUUAUGAUAUUGUAAACUUUUGUUCAAGCAGAUGCAAUGAUGUAAAGUCGAAUAACAUUGAUUCUAGUAAUACAAUCUAUACUCCUAAAAUGCUAGAAGAUGGAUGGUUUUGGUAACCUCUCUGUAACUCUAAAGUGGGUGUUAUG
Molecule: messenger RNA, 1132 nt
Organism: Cuscuta campestris
Lineage: Eukaryota; Viridiplantae; Streptophyta; Magnoliopsida; Solanales; Convolvulaceae
Source: the annotation of a GenBank genome assembly